GAGUAAAGCCAAGUGACACUCGCCUGCCCCAGGCUGCAGCUGCCAUUGUCUGGGCUAGAAAUUGCCUUUGGCUGCCAGGUCAUGCUGUCUUCUGUGCUCAGCUGCCAGCAUGUCCACGGACGGGGGGUUCGGCACAGCCAGCAACAGCGAUGCCCAGCAGAGCCUCCAGUCCUUCUGGCCACGGGUCAUGGAGGAGAUCCGCAACCUCACCGUGAAAGAUUUCAGAGUUCAAGAACUCCCUCUGGCUCGUAUUAAGAAGAUAAUGAAACUAGAUGAAGAUGUGAAGAUGAUCAGCGCAGAAGCCCCGGUGCUGUUCGCCAAGGCAGCUCAGAUCUUCAUAACAGAACUGACGCUGCGAGCCUGGAUCCACACAGAGGACAACAAGCGCAGGACUCUGCAGAGGAAUGACAUUGCCAUGGCCAUUACAAAGUUUGAUCAGUUUGACUUUCUCAUCGAUAUUGUUCCCAGAGAUGAACUGAAGCCUCCAAAGCGGCAGGAGGAGGUGCGUCAGGCUGUCACCCCAGCAGAGCCUGUGCAGUAUUAUUUCACACUGGCUCAGCAGCCCGCGGCCGUGCAGGUUCAGGGGCAGCAGCAAGGCCAACAGACCACCACGUCGACCACCACCAUCCAGCCUGGCCAGAUCAUCAUCGCCCAACCUCAGCAGGGGCAGACAACCCCCGUGACGAUGCAGGUUGGAGAAGGCCAGCAGGUACAGAUAGUGCAGGCCCAGCCCCAAGGACAGACCCAGCAGGCUCAGAGCGGAACUGGGCAGACCAUGCAAGUCAUGCAGCAGAUCAUCACCAAUACAGGAGAGAUCCAGCAAAUACCGGUUCAGUUGAAUGCUGGCCAGCUGCAGUAUAUCCGCUUAGCCCAGCCCGUGUCAGGCACCCAGGUAGUCCAGGGGCAGAUCCAGACGCUUGCAACCAAUGCACAGCAGAUAACGCAGACAGAGGUCCAGCAAGGGCAGCAGCAGUUCAGCCAGUUCACAGACGGGCAGCAACUGUACCAGAUCCAGCAGGUGACCAUGCCUGCGGGCCAGGACAUCGCCCAGCCCAUGUUCAUCCAGUCCACCAACCAGCCCUCGGACGGGCAGGCCACGCAGGUGACAGGGGACUGAGCAGGGACCUCGUGGUGGGUCCUCUCUGCCUGGAAACCACACGUUCCAGCUCCACCUCUGCCUGCUCCGACCAACGCAUCGGCUCCUCUGCACCUCUACCUGGUAUUAGGCCUACAGCAGGCUGCCAUCUCCAGUGCACCACACACCUUCCUCUGCUGGGUGGGAGAGAGUACCCACCAGACACUGACAAGAAUGCAAUAUUUUUAUUUUUAUUUUUAGAAAUCACUAUUUCAGUCUAUACAGCCGCUCGUUCAGACCCAUAAAACCAAACGAGAACUAAUCAAAAGGGAUUUGUAGCCUCUCAGUCGACGAUGUGUUAAACGUUUUUAUCUAGUACAAUUAUUAAAGGGUACUGCAUCUGGUUCGUUGGAAGAGCUUUUUUCCUGGUAUUGUUUGUAUUUUUUAUUUUAUUUUAUUUUUCUCUGAAUAGAGCUAGAUUCAGUUCCUCCCAUCCCAAUGGUUUAUUAGGGGGUGUGGGGGGAGUGUGUGUGUGUUAGAUUUUCCUCUCCUGCCUCCUUUUUGGGAGCAUUUAUGCAGCUCAAAGGUAGAGAGUAGGAGAGGAGUAAUUAAAGCGAAAACAAGACAAAACAAAAAACCCCAUUCUUUAUCUGAUGACUGCUUUGUCCAAGGGCAAAAGGUUCUUUAAUUCGGCCUGAUUUAUUCCAGAAAUGCUAAUGGAGACCUGGACAAACCCCAGCCCUGCUGUUAACUCCUGUACCAGCUUCAGUCGAUGCAUGUAAUAUAAGCUUCAUAAAAAUGAAAUAAAUUUCCUUUGUAAGAUAA
Molecule: messenger RNA, 1900 nt
Organism: Calidris pugnax (ruff)
Lineage: Eukaryota; Metazoa; Chordata; Aves; Charadriiformes; Scolopacidae
Gene: NFYC
Product: nuclear transcription factor Y subunit gamma
Exons: 10
Coding region: 110-1117 (335 amino acids)
Biological process (GO): regulation of DNA-templated transcription
Cellular component (GO): CCAAT-binding factor complex; nucleus
Molecular function (GO): DNA-binding transcription activator activity, RNA polymerase II-specific; DNA binding; protein heterodimerization activity
Source: RefSeq, a predicted model, not a curated record